AUGGCGUCCUUGGUAACCGCCUUUGACAACGGGUCUCUCGCAACGGAUGUCUAUGUCGCCUUUGAGAAGUUCCUUCACAUUCCGAUUUCCCUCGGAUACAGGUUCCUGUUUCUUCUCACGACGCAGGCUUUGAGCUUUGGCAUCGCAGGAUUGUUCCACAAAUUCCUCGUUGAGCCAGCAGCCUGCGUCUGGCCGGGGGUGCUCCCGACUUGCUCCAUGCUGUAUACGAUGCACCAACGGAACGAACAGAACGAGGAAGCUAAUGGAUGGAAAAUAAGUCGCAUGAAGCUGUUUGCUGUGGUUAUCCUAUGCGGGGCACUAUAUCAGUUCCUUCCCGGGUUCUUAUUCACAGGGCUCACAACAUUUGCCUGGAUAACUUGGAUUGUUCCCAACAAUGUCACUGUCAACCAGGUCUUUGGAGCCAUGUCGGGAAUGGAUCUUCUCCCCAUGACCUUGGACUGGAAUCAGAUUACUGGCUAUCUAGGAUCACCUCUCCUUGUGCCCACAUGGGCGUUGACAAACGUGUUCUGUGGCAGUAUCUUUUUCCUUUGGAUCGUGUCUCCUGCGUUACACUGGAGCAAUGUCUGGCAAGGAAUGUACAUGCCGUUUUCUUCGUCAAAGUCUUUUGAUAAUACAGGCAAACCAUACAACACGAGUCGAGUGAUGAACCCAGAUUACUCACUGAAUCAAACUGCCUACCAUGAAUAUUCCCCAGUGUUCCUAUCAACAACGUCUGUUCUUUCAUAUGGAUUGGGAUUUGCCGCUGUGGCUUCAAUCAUAGUCCAUACCGCCCUCUACCACCACCGUGAGAUUUGGUUUGGUCUGCUUGCCAGCAUUGGAAAGUCGUCUGCUGAAGAGAAGCCAGACAUUCACGCGCGGUUGAUGAAGAAGUAUAGACAAGUUCCGACGUGGUGGUAUGGCUGUACCUUUCUAGCCAUAUUCAGCAUCAGCAUCGCUUUUCUCUAUGUCUAUGAUACUGGACUUCCCUGGUAUGGUCUGAUCCUGGCUAUAGUGCUUCACGUAGUACUCUUGUUGCCAACAGGUAUCAUGAUGGCGUACUGCAACAUCAAGCUAUCGACUGCUGUGAUAUCGGCACUCAUAGCUGGGUACAUCUGGCCAGGCAAGAUGAUGAACAAUGUGGUUUUCAAGAUCUUUACUCUGGUUUCAUCUGCUCAAGGGCUCGGCUAUAUCUCGGUCAUGAAGCUUGCCCACUACAUGAAAAUCCCUCCUCGCGUCACGUUCGCGGCGCAGUGCACCGGCAUCAUCGUUUCUUGGCUGACCCAGACCGCAGUCAAUGUCUGGGCGAUGGGCAACGUGGAAGACAUCUGUACGCCCGAAGCAAGCAACAACUUCCUUUGCCCACUUGCUGCAGGCUAUGCCACAAAUGCCACCUUUUGGGGCCUCAUCGGCCCGAAAAGACUCUUCUCGGAGGGCUCGAUGUACCGAUCCAUGCUGUGGUUCUUCCUCAUCGGUGCCGUGUCCCCGAUCAUCCUCUACCUUCUAGACAGACGCUUCCCCAGAGCAACGCUGAGAAAGAUCCACCUGCCCGCAAUCUUCGCAUCCACCGCAUCGAUACCGCCAGCCACCGCGGCAAACUACAUGGCCUGGGGAAUUGUGGGGCUUUAUUUCAACGGCCAUCUCAAGCGCAGGUACCGACGAUGGUGGAUGAAGUACAAUUAUAUCCUGUCAGCUGGACUCGAUGCGGCUCUGGCAGUCGGCAACUUUCUCAUCUUCUUCUGCUUGGCGUACCCCGGUGUUCAGCUGAAGUGGUUUGGGAACGAAAUCACCGCACAAACCGCCGAUGGGAUGGGUGUGCCGUUGCGAACGGUGGAGCGCGGUCGAACCUUUGGACCGCAGACUUGGAAUUGA
Molecule: messenger RNA, 1869 nt
Organism: Aspergillus thermomutatus
Lineage: Eukaryota; Fungi; Ascomycota; Eurotiomycetes; Eurotiales; Aspergillaceae
Gene: optC
Product: small oligopeptide transporter, OPT family
Exons: 6
Coding region: 1-1869 (622 amino acids)
Biological process (GO): transmembrane transport
Molecular function (GO): oligopeptide transmembrane transporter activity
Source: RefSeq, a predicted model, not a curated record